This is a messenger RNA of Triplophysa dalaica, 1356 nucleotides long. RefSeq lists its product as uncharacterized. Bases 110 to 778 code for a protein of 222 amino acids. Gene Ontology annotation, cellular component: external side of plasma membrane; membrane raft. Gene Ontology annotation, biological process: T cell activation; positive regulation of ERK1 and ERK2 cascade; interleukin-15-mediated signaling pathway. The transcript has 2 exons. The record is from RefSeq and is a predicted model, not a curated record. Gene Ontology annotation, molecular function: protein tyrosine kinase binding; MHC class II protein binding. NCBI's taxonomy places the organism in Eukaryota, Metazoa, Chordata, Actinopteri, Cypriniformes, Nemacheilidae.
UUUUACUGUCAAAUCUUCUGAUUUAUGUGAUAUUAAAAUAAGAAAACUCUAUCUGUCAUUGAGAGAUAAAUAUUGAACUGUUUGAAUAUAUUGUGAAGUAUUAAUAUGAAUGAUGUCAUCUGCUGUUUCAGGUGUGAGUGAAGCAGAAGUGAAUGAUGUGUUCAUCAGUUCUGGUGAAAGUGUGUCUCUGUCCUGUAAUGAUGCUCUUCAUCAAUGCUCCUCAACUACAUGGAUCUAUAAUAAUUAUACAACAUCAUCUACAGUAGAAGUGUUUACUGGAGGAAUAAAUCGGAAUAACACUGAAAGAUCUGAGAGACUGAGUCUGACAUCUAACUGCUCUCUCAACAUCUAUAAAACAACACAACAUGAUGCUGGAAGUUACAUCUGCAUACAAUAUGUGAAUGGACGUCUACAUGGACCUUAUUCACAUGUUUUUCUACAUGUUCUUCAUGUGUCUUCAUCAUCAUCAUCAUCAUCACAGACUGAGAUAAGAGCAAACACAUCUGUCACUCUCUCCUGUCAGCUGUUUUCAUAUGACUGUGAUCAUGUGUUCAGUUAUUAUGAAUACCAGCUGGUGUGGAUGAAUCAGACUGAUGUUGAUCUACAGACAGACUCCAGAUAUCAGAUUAGAUCAGAUGAACUCUGUCUCAUCUCUCUGACUACAACACUCGUGAAUGAAGACGACAACACAGAGUUGAGAUGUGUGCUCAAACACAAGAAUGACAUCAAGACCUCAGUCACAUAUACUGUCAGAUUUACAGGUAAGACAUCACUCUGACAGGAGUGUCCUGAACUCAAAGUGACUUCAGUCAUUAAACUCUGUACUGAUGAUGAAGAAAUGACAUAAACAUGAAAUAUGAUUGUGAUGUUCUACAGUAUGAUGUCUCUGAACAUUCAUCAUCUUCUACAGAUUCAAACAAGAUUCUAGUGACCACCACAAACCCUGAGAGAUUCUCAACUCAUAACACACCAGAAACUACACAACAACAAGGUAUAUCAUCGGCGUUUGUGUGUGUGUGUGUGUUUGUGUGUGUGUGUUUGUGUGUGUGUGUGUGUUUGUGUGUGUGUGUGUUUCCACAUUAUGACUCAUCUAAACUAAAACUAAACUUUGUUUUUUACAGCAUCAUCUACAACAUCAAUAAUAAUAAGAGGUAUGAAGUGUUGAUUGUGAUCCAUGUGUCCUGUUACAUAAGUACAUGAGUGAAACUCUCACUGAACUCAUCUUGUGUUUGUUUCUCAUGUGUAGUGUUUGAGAGUUUGAUGGAUUUAAUGGUGUUCUUGUGUCUUCUAGUGAUUCUAGUGAUUGUUGAGGUGUCAGUGUUUGCUGCUCCUACUGUCAUUCUUCUUCAGAUCAUC